Messenger RNA from Athene cunicularia (burrowing owl), 3420 nucleotides. RefSeq names its product CLOCK interacting pacemaker (gene CIPC). Gene Ontology annotation, cellular component: nucleus. The transcript has 4 exons. The coding region runs from base 1204 to 2379 and encodes 391 amino acids. Gene Ontology annotation, biological process: negative regulation of DNA-templated transcription; negative regulation of circadian rhythm. Lineage: Eukaryota; Metazoa; Chordata; Aves; Strigiformes; Strigidae. The record is from RefSeq and is a predicted model, not a curated record.
CUCGGGGUUGGCGCCCGGUGCUUCCCGCCGGUGCGCGGCGGAGCGCCUGCCUGCCGGGCUGGGCAGCGUCGCUGGCCCGCGGGGGGCAGGAGGGGGAUCCACGUCUCGCGAGCGUGGCGCUUCUGGUUUGUUUAUUUUCGGUUGUGGUUUUGUUAUUGUUAGGGUUUUUUUGCAUAAGGGGGGAGAGGAAGAUGUGCCAGUGCUUCCCAAAGCUUCGUUUGAUGCAAGGCUAGCAGUGGUGUGCUCUUUUGCUUAUUUCUAGCCCUCCUUCUGUUUCUAGUUCUGCUUUUUUGAAGAUUAGCAUCAACACAUAUAAUUUCCAUAAAAACUACAUUUGUUUUGGAAAGGGCUGUGUAACAAAAGCAGGAAUCGGGACUUAAACCUCAUCUUCCAUUCCAGGGAUAGCAUCUAGAUGGCUCUUAUGUAGUUAUGUUCGCUCCAUACAUGUUAGUAGGUCAGCAGGUGUGGCCGAAGAUGGAAAGCAAAAAUUAUGCAAAUAGCCACUGAGGAAAUUCUCUUCUGCUGACCAUUAUUCUGUCCUUCUUGUAGUUAUAUGGACUGUCACCCUACCAUUUCAUCACUCUUAUCUAACAUACAGACUUCAUUACUGGAGGUGCCAAGGCUCAAGAUCUUGGAGCAGAAUUCUAACAACUAGCUGUCAGGACCUUAAGAAGAAACUUGCCUUUUGGGGUAGACUAUUCCAGAAUGUCUGCUGCAGUGUCAUUUGAAGUAGCUUGCACUGGAUCCUGCCAUUAAUGUACCGCUUGCCUGACUAUGAUGUGGACUCCUGAGUUCCUCUGUCUGUAACUAAAGUAUAGAGCUCUAACAGGAGACAUAAGUUCAAAAGGUUGUUUUAUAGGAAAAUAAUUUCUACAGAUGAUAUUAGAUGUAAUUUCUGCACUUUAUCCUGUCAUUUUUCUGUUAGCCAAACUCUCAGCUACCUUCUUUAAGAGAAGCAGAAACUGUCUUAUUAGAGUCUGCCUACCCUCAGGAAGCAGCUGAAGGUUUUGACAAGUAUGUAGUGUGAGAGGCCAUAAUGUAACUAUGCAUUUUUCUGACUUUCAUAGCUUUUAGUUUCAGCCUUCCAGUGUUCUCAUUCUGGGUGUGGGAAGAAGGCAUUUCUAAGGCCAUGUCUCCCCUAGGAGUACACUGUAGUUCCUCAAUGGAAAAGGUAUUAAAAACUGCCUGCAGCACUAUGGAAGCAUGGAGACAAAACAGUCAUCUAUUGAGACCUUCAAGGAACUACUGGGCAAAGUGACGGAGAUGAAGAGCUUGAACCAUCACUUCAGCAUGGCGUCAGCUGAAUCUGACAAGGACUCCGGAUAUUCAGAUGGAAGUUCAGAGUGCCUGAGUGCUAUGGAGCAAACUGACUCGGAGGACGUAUUGAAUGCGUUGUGUUGGAACGCAGAAGAUGGGCCUUGGCCAUGCCCAAUGACCACAAGCAACUCCUUUCCUGCACUUUCUCCUAUGGUCGUAAUGAAAAAUGUGUUAGUUAAGCAGGGGAGUUCAUCACAGCUCCAGUCUUGGACUGUGCAGCCUUCUUUUGAAGUGAUUCCAGCUCAGCCACAGCUAUUGUUUCUUCGUCCAUCAAUCCCACCUCCCAUUAACACUCACCCUGUUGGGAAAAAGAGAAAUGACUCCACUAAUUACCUGCCCAUCCUGAAUUCUUAUCCCAAAAUAGCACCACAGCCUUGCAAAAGAGAUCACUCCUUUGAUCUAGAAGAACGUCAUGAAACCAGUUGCCAUAAACGAUUCUGCACAGAAGCACCCAAGAUGGAAAUUUCUCCUGUGUCGAGGAGCACAGGCUUGCCUAAUAGUCCUUUUGCCCACCUACCACUUAGCUUUAAGACCCCUCAGGAUUCUCACCAGCAAAGUUCUUCGACUCUGGUGACAAGUGGAAAACUGUCAGCUCUUCCUGGUUUUCAUCGUGUUUCUAGUGACACUCAGAAAGUGCCAGCUUUGACUCCCCUUUUGCCUUUUGGAACUCUGCAGGCAACAAAGUGUACCCCUCAUGAGAGCGAGAGUACAGCACAGGCUACAAUGCAGUCUGCAGUGUGGAGCCCCCCAUUGAUACCAGAAGAGAUUUGCGCUACUCCUGAGCUGCUUUUGCAACAGCAAAGCAAGUGCAGGCGCUUUCAGAAUACACUUGUCGUGCUACGCAGGUCGGGAUUGCUGGAGAUCACUUUAAAAACCAAGGAGCUUAUUCAUCAGAACCAGGUGACACAGGCUGAACUGGACCGGCUGAAGCACCAAACACAGCUUUUCAUAGAGGCAAUAAAGAACAAUGCUCCACAGUCAUGGGCAGAGCUAGAAGCAUCUCUAGCAGGAUCUGAUAAAGCUGAUAGAAACCUUGAAGAACCUACUUAUCCCAACAUGUAGUAAAAUGGUACAUAGCUGUUGGUCAGGUUAUUUCUGUGCCUCCUGUUUCCUGUCUCAAGCUUUUACUUGAGCAUUUUCUGAGUCCAAGACUUGUGAAGUGGCAUGCUGUUAACAACUUGUCUUCAGAGCUGGUUGUGGACUGGAAUAGCAUGGUAGGGAAUUGACAGAAUGGGCACUUACUACAUCGGUAUGACCUUGAACUCCAUGCUAACUAUAUGUACUUCCUUGGACUCCAGAAGCUUGGAUGUGCUCUGCUGGCAGUGAAAAGACAAUAAUUUGCAGUAUUCUGCAAUCAAGCAUCUGCCUAUUCCCAUCUUCAGAUAGUCAAUUUUGAGAGGGGAACAGCAGAACAGGCCCCAGUAUUAGGCCAUCAUCAGUUGCAAGUAGAUGACAGGAGUUGGUGUGAGGAGAGGAAACUUACUUUGGUGGGGUUGUUUAGACUGUUGCUGUCCUUUGUUGUAGCAGAGUCUUACUUUGGGGUUUUAAUGUGUUUGAAUUAGAGAUCUGCUGGUGCUGAAGCAGCAUUCUAUAUUCAUUGCAGUUUUUGGUCAAAGUGAUGAGUGUCUUAGGACCCAAGUGAAAUGAUGUGUUUUGAUGAAUAUACUUUUGAUUUUCAUCUACAGCUGAGUGAGUGAAAAUCACAAGGCUUGUACUGGAAGUGUUUGUUCCAAAGCCGUAUUUAUUAAUGUCUAACAAGUGUACAAGGCAAGUGGCUUUGGAGUUUACCAGGCUACUUACUUGGUAGCUAACAGAUUAAACAUUGUUAUUAAAGACUGCAGUGACUUUUUUUAAAAACAGUACAAGGAAGAUAUUCAUUCACCAGGAUUAAUUUGGCAAGUCUAGUUGCGUAUUAUUUGAUAUGUAUACUUUUUAGUUUACAAGCCUAAACUUUUUUCCUGCAAAAUCAGAUUGCUAAGUAUAAAAAAAAAAGAGGUGAAAGGAAAAGGAACAUACUGGCCUGUAGUGAAAAAAGCCCUUCCCUCUCUUUUCUAUUUAGAGAAAUCAGAUGAAUGUACCUAGAGAAGGGGGGAGGAGGAGGGG